GGUGUCGCUGUAAGCAGGCUCCUCCUCUCUGAUGCUGCUUCCGCCGUAGCUUCCUGCAUCAGUUAUACUGGUCUCAAAGUUCAAUGCAGUCCGUAAUAAUGAAGAGCUCCAAGGAAGCCGUGCAGUCAGCAGCUAAAGAGUUUUUACAAUUUGUCAACAGAGGCGUGUCUCCAUAUCACGUGGUGGAAGAAUGCCGGAAGCGUCUGCUGGAGGCGGGAUUUCUGGAACUGAAGGAGAUGGAUAAGUGGGACAUCCGGCCAUCCAACAAAUACUUUGUGACCAGGAACUUCUCCAGUGUCAUCGCUUUUGCUGUGGGGGGGCGUUACUCGCCCGGGAAUGGCUUCUCCAUGAUUGGAGCCCACACAGACAGCCCCUGUCUCCGGGUGAAGCCGAGGUCAAAGAAGACAAAGCAAGGCUGCCUUCAAGUAGGCGUGGAAUGCUACGGCGGCGGCAUCUGGAACACCUGGUUCGACCGUGACCUGACCAUUGCGGGCCGUGUCAUGGUUAAGGGAGACGGCAGACUGCUCCACCGGCUGGUGCACGUGCCGCGACCUUUGCUCCGGAUCCCUCACCUGGCCAUCCACCUGCAGAGGGACAUCAACGACUCCUUCGGCCCCAAUAAGGAGAACCACCUCGUGCCCAUUCUGGCCACCGCCGUCCAGGAAGAGCUGGAGACGGGCAGUGCGUCAUCUGGUGACUCCGUCAACGCCGCCAGCACGGCAGACAAGCAUCACCCAGCACUGGUGAAGCUUUUGUGUUCCGAGCUCCAAGUGGAGCCCGAAGCCCUGAUGGACUUUGAGCUCUGUCUGGCCGACACUCAACCCGGGGCUUUGGGAGGUGUGUAUGAAGAGUUUAUUUACUCCCCUCGCCUGGACAACCUCCACAGCUGCUACUGCGCCCUGCAGGGGCUGAUUGAGUCCUGCUCGGGGGACUCGCUAAGCCAAGAGCCCAACAUCCGCAUGGUGACGUUCUUUGACAACGAAGAGGUGGGCUCGCAGAGCACUCAGGGGGCUCAGUCCAACCUAACGGAGCUCAUCCUCACUCGCCUGGCCUCCUCCUCGUCCAAUCCCACCGCCUUCCAGCAGGCGGCGCCACGCUCCUUCCUGAUUAGCGCCGACAUGGCUCAUGCUGUGCACCCAAACUACCACGAGAAGCAUGAGGAGAACCAUCGCCCGGCUUUUCACAAGGGUCCAGUGAUCAAGUUCAACAGCAACCAACGCUACGCCACCACCGCCGUGACUGCCGCCAUUGUCCGGGAAGUCGCUAGCCAGGCCGGCGUUCCUCUUCAGGACGUGCUGGUCCGAAACGACAGCACGUGCGGAAGCACCAUCGGCCCCAUCCUGGCCGCUCGGCUCGGUGUGCCCGUAGUUGACAUGGGCGCUCCCCAGCUGGCCAUGCACUCCAUCCGGGAGAUGUGCUGCACCUCCAGCAUAUUGCAAAGCACCACCCUCUUUAAGGCUUUCUUUGAGUUGUUCCCCCGCGUGAGGAGCACAGUGAUGGUCGAUUAGAAGCAGGAGGAUGGGAAUAAUCAACACGAGGUGGAAUCAAAUCAGAACGGACUUGUUUGAUUGUAAAUGGGUCAGUUCAUGCUGCACACACCUGUAAAUGAUACUUGCAAUAAAGGGCAUUGAAAGACUCAA
Messenger RNA from Syngnathus acus (greater pipefish), 1640 nucleotides. RefSeq names its product aspartyl aminopeptidase (gene dnpep). The coding region runs from base 84 to 1508 and encodes 474 amino acids. Gene Ontology annotation, molecular function: zinc ion binding; aminopeptidase activity. The record is from RefSeq and is a predicted model, not a curated record. NCBI's taxonomy places the organism in Eukaryota, Metazoa, Chordata, Actinopteri, Syngnathiformes, Syngnathidae. The transcript is spliced from 15 exons. Gene Ontology annotation, biological process: proteolysis.